Triticum turgidum subsp. durum (durum wheat) is the source of this 975-nucleotide messenger RNA. The record is from the annotation of a GenBank genome assembly. NCBI's taxonomy places the organism in Eukaryota, Viridiplantae, Streptophyta, Magnoliopsida, Poales, Poaceae.
AUGAAUGAGCCAAACAUUGGUGCAUUGGCCUCUUAUGAUGUUGCUAUAUUCCCUCCUGGUCGUUGCUCGGAUCCAUUUGGAGUAACAAAGUGCACCUCUGGGGACUCUAGUGUGGAACCAUACAUGGCAGUUCAUAAUACCCUUUUGGCGCAUGCAUCGGUUGUCAGUCUGUACAGAAAAAAAUAUCAAGCCAUGCAAAAAGGAGCUGUUGGCAUAAGUAUUUACUCUUUCUGGAGUUAUCCAUUGACAAAUUCCACUGUGGAUUUAGAAGCAACUAGGAGAUGUAUAGAUUUCUACUUCGGCUGGAUACUAGAUCCGUUGGUGUUUGGGGACUACCCGCAAGUAAUGAAGAAGAAUGUUGGCUCUCGCCUUCCACCCUUCACGGAAGUUCAGUCUGAACUUAUCAAGGGUUCUUUAGAUUUUAUUGGAAUAAAUCACUACUACUCUCUGUACGUGAAUGAUCGCCCUCUGGAAACAGGCGUUCAAGACUACAAAGCAGACAUAUCAGUUAGUUUAAGGGGUUCUAGGAUAGAUCCACCAUCUAGUCAGGGCUUCCCAGUAAAUGUUCCAAGUGAUCCCAAAGGGCUGCAGCUUCAACUGGAGUACCUGAAAGAAACCUACGGAAACCUUCCGGUCUAUGUCCAGGAGAAUGGUAUGGGUUCUGCCGACGACAGCCUAGAUGACACGGACAGGGUCGGUUACCUGAGCAGCUACAUGGAAAGCACACUAAACGCAAUGAGGAACGGGGCGGACGUGAGAGGGUACUUCGCGUGGGCAUUCAUGGACCUGUUCGAACUCCUGUCCGGGUACCAGUUGAGGUAUGGGCUGUACCGCGUCGACUUUGCCAACGGGAGGCGGCCGCGGCAGGCCAGGCUCUCGGCUCGCUGGUACUCCGGCUUCCUCAAGCACAACGGAACCUCUGCGCUCGCGCCGAGAACGACGCAGAUGAACCAGGCGCUGAACUUGUUGUCCUGA